Molecule: messenger RNA, 1849 nt
Organism: Lingula anatina
Lineage: Eukaryota; Metazoa; Brachiopoda; Lingulata; Lingulida; Lingulidae
Product: solute carrier family 22 member 18
Biological process (GO): transmembrane transport
Cellular component (GO): nuclear envelope
Molecular function (GO): transmembrane transporter activity
Source: RefSeq, a predicted model, not a curated record
AGCCAGGAAAUGGAACGGUGACGCGACGCUGAAUUCAGCCUUAACAUAAUAGUGAUAUUGGUUCGGUGAAUAUCACCAUCACAGAGAAGAUGAGUAAGCGGCCCACGAUGACGGCUCAUCAUGACCAGUCUCUGCGUGCCAUGGACCUAACAGAGGACACAACUGAGCUGUAUGAGGAGCUAUACCAGGGCCCAGAUGAUACCAAUUAUCAACACGACCCUAAAGAGGAGAAGAAUGCCCUGGCUCCCUUCAUGAUUAACCUGUUUGGUCGCAGCGUGAACUACGUGGUGCUCGCCGUGCAUGCAAAUAUAGUACUGUAUUCCAUCUUUUUCUGGAUUCAACAGGGGACUAUGCCGUAUCUAAUCAAGAAGUUUGAGGUGGACCCAGCAGUGUUUGGCUAUCUUCAGACCACGUUUGCCAUCGUACAGCUCUGUGGAGGACCACUGUUUGGAAGGUAUGGUGAUUUAUAUGGGGGGCAGGCAGCACUGGUGUUAGCCUUCAGUUCUGCCGCUCUCUCCUACUUGAUCCUGGGUAUGUCGUUUACAGUACCCAUGUUGUUCCUGUCCAGGCUGCCCUCUGUCUUCAUGCAUGCUAUGCAAGGUGGGCAGAUGGUGGUAACAGACAUGUCUGAAGAAAAGCAGAGAUCAGACGCUCUUGGGAAGCUGGGACUUUCCUAUGGCAUCGGCUUCAUAGUAGGGCCACUCGUUGGAGGAGUGUUAACCAAAGCAUUUGGAGAACAAUUUGCUGCCUUUGUGGCAGCGUCGGGGUCUAUACUAAGUAUUGUGAUAGUUAAAAUGUCUAUACCAAAGCACACCAAGCUAUAUCAUACUGAAGUCCACAAAGAAGAGAGUACCACAGCUGUGUUCAACAUGAAGAAGAUUGGCACCCUCCUCCAAACACCAGGAACUGGGCUCCUACUGGCUGUCAAGACAUUUACAGGCAUUCCAAUCGGCAUUUUCCAAAGCAUGUUUCCAAUAGUCGCAGUGACACUGUUCAAACUGGAACCAGAACAAAAUGGCUACCUCAUGGCAUAUACAGGAGUUUUAGUUAUGCUUAUCCAAGGUUUUGGACUGGGUAUAGUGGGGAAGAAGUUCAAUGAUAAUUCCUUGAUUAAACUAGCAACUUUUAUUAUGAUUUGGGCAUAUUUAGCUUUGUCCUAUGUAACCUCAGUAUGGCAGUUUGCAGUGGUCGCCAUACCUCUGUGCUUUGGCCUCACAACACAGAAUAUAGUCAUCAGCAGCGCCCUCACUAAGAGGGUGCCACACGCAGACACAGGUGCUAUUCUUGGUGUAAACAUGGCCAUGAAUUCUCUGAUCAGAACAGUGUCACCCACUAUAGGAGGAAUCAUGCUACACCAAUAUGGCUUCCCGUCUUUUGGAUACUUGGGAUUCGUUGUCUGUGGAAUCAUGAGCAUAGGAUUAUUUACCAAGUUGAAAUCCUAAUUAAGAACUUUCAGCAUUUAGAUGUUCUCUGUGUACUUACAUAGGAGUAAAUGCAACGUGGAUAAUUUAAUUCCUUACUUAAUAACUAAAUUAUAAGACUAUAUUGCGGCUAGUGUGGAGUUAUUCUUGCAGUUUUGAUUUUCAAAAUCUCAUAAAGGCCACAUUUUAAUUUUAUCAAAUAUUUUAACUUUAUACACUUAUAUGGUUUCUUUUUGGUUCUCUUAAUUGUCAGAUUUAACAAUUUAAUAUACAAUUUACAAAAAUACAAUGCAGUAAAUAUUAAUACAUGCAGAAGUAGGUGUUGUUAAUAGGCAUAUAUGUUGCUUUUUCUGUUUAUGAGUGAUAUUAUAACAUUAUUUAUUCAGAAUCAUGAAAUUAUAUCUGUUAAUAAAAGUCCCUCAUCUUAA